This is a messenger RNA of Alosa sapidissima (American shad), 837 nucleotides long. It is a transcript of the gene cytl1, whose product is annotated as cytokine-like protein 1. Gene Ontology annotation, biological process: positive regulation of transcription by RNA polymerase II. The coding region runs from base 126 to 563 and encodes 145 amino acids. The transcript is spliced from 4 exons. Lineage: Eukaryota; Metazoa; Chordata; Actinopteri; Clupeiformes; Clupeidae. The record is from RefSeq and is a predicted model, not a curated record.
UGAUAGCAAACAUUUCGCAUGACGUCACAGCAAUUUUCUUCAUUCUUGAGCAAUACAGUGAAGUAUAGGUGGUGCAUUGAACAUUGCAGUGCAGCCUACAUCAUCACAAAAAACUCAAAACAAUAAUGAAAGUCGGGCUUGCAACUUUGAUUGUCGCCGUAACGUACGUAUGGAUAGCUGAAAGUGCCCCGCCGACAUGUUACUCUAGAGUGUUAGGGCUAAGUAAGGAAAUAAUGGAUACAUUACACAAAUUACAUAAACAUCACCGCACGAAGGACUGCGCUGAGGUGCUGCCAAAGCUGUUUAUAGACGUGCACGAUUCCUGCGUCAUGCCUAAACUCAGAGACUUUCUUUAUGUCGUGGAGAACCUACCUACACCUCAAUGCAGAGCGCGUCCUAGAGUGACUGUUCUGCAGCGCAAAGUCCGAAACUUAUAUACAAUCAUCAACAGAGUUUGCUACCGUGAUCUCGUGUAUUUCACCGAUGACUGUGAGGCCAUAGAGACAGGACACAGCAGUCCACGAUACGGAGAGGACAGACUUCAAUUGUUAGAAGAGAACUGAGAAAACAUACUUCCGUGCUGACGGAGUUUUUAAACUUUUAUAUUGUAUCUAGGCCUAAAACACAAAACUAGACUAAAAUAGAUUUAGGUUAGCUGAAAUAAAACCCAAAUAUUCGUUGAUGGUUUAUUCCCCUAGGUAGAGAAAACUUUCCACAGGAAAUGCUCAGAAUGCCAGCCAUUCCAAUGAAAACCUUCAAAUAAUAAACCAUAGCAUAAUAUUUGCUUCCGUCUCAGCGCCGAAUUUACACACACACGCGCGCACACACACACACACA